GCUCCUCAAGUAGUGCGUGCGAGAUAUUGGGACCAGUGUUGAAUGCUCCUUUUUGCAUUCUUUGUUGUUUUUUCUUUUUUUCUUGGUAGAUUUACAAAACUACCUUCGUCUUGUACAUUUUGUCUGGAACUUUUGACCUAAUUUCCAGCCGCCUCUUGUUUCUUUCAUCGAUUUUAUUUGCAUUUCACACUUUUUUCGGGAAGAAUUAAUCGGAGGGAGGGAGAAGAAUGGAAGGGAGCAAAGGCGAAGCGGUGUACGAUUCAAUGAAUUUGAAUCCUCACCUUUUCAUCAAUGCAGCACUCAACUUCGUCCAAGACGUUGUCGACGAAGCUUUCCACUUCUAUACCCUUGAAGCAUCCAAUCUCCUGAAAAUCGAUGAACGAACUGAUAACAACAGGUCACGGGAGUUAUCGAAAGGUAUUGAUCGUGUUCGUGAUAUGAUUCAAUCGGUUCUCGACAACCGCUUGGAGAUGUGGGAACAUUACUGUCUUCGAUACACUUUUGCUGUUCCUCAAGAUUUUGUGCUGCUUCCGCCGACACAGAGUGAUGAUGACCGAAAUAUCCAGCCUUUGACAAACGACCAAGAGUUGGAUUCAGAACUGGAUUCCCUAAGGCGUAAGCUUCAUUUGGUAGGAAACAGGUCUGUUGAGCUUAACUCGGAGCUCCAGGCUUUGGAAAGAAAAUCUGCUUCAAAUGCAAGACUCGUUGAUGAAGCUUCAAAGCUUUAUGAUCAAUCAUCAGUGGACAUGUUCGAAGAAAUGACAAAAGUGGCAUCUGAACUUCGGACAGGGAUCAUUAACAGGCUGAAAGCAAGAAAUAUGAAUGCUGCUGCUGAAAGCGCCUUAGUAGAGACGCUAAAGAACAAUGUAAAAAACGAUUUCUCGGCUACGGCUCCCGAUGGAAAGAUUGAAGACCUCGACAAAUUUCUAGCCGAGCUAAGAAAGAUGUGAAAAAUGUUUUAACAAUUGCCUUUCAACUCUCCCGUUUUGUAAACCACUAGCUUGGCCUGGAGGACUUCGUUGUUUUUAGUUUACCUAAUGGCCACUUAAUGUUUGUUUUGUUAAAUACAAGAAAGAUCUACGCAUAUCUAGAUAUAAAGCUUGGAAGCAGAGCUCGUUUAUGCGAAUGAAAACCCAACUUUAAUUCA
Raphanus sativus (radish) is the source of this 1147-nucleotide messenger RNA. RefSeq names its product protein MIS12 homolog. The record is from RefSeq and is a predicted model, not a curated record. Gene Ontology annotation, cellular component: chromosome, centromeric region; nucleus. Bases 228 to 950 code for a protein of 240 amino acids. The transcript is spliced from 7 exons. Gene Ontology annotation, biological process: kinetochore assembly; mitotic sister chromatid segregation; protein localization to kinetochore. Lineage: Eukaryota; Viridiplantae; Streptophyta; Magnoliopsida; Brassicales; Brassicaceae.